AUCUCCCUCCCGUUACUCAGGGUUACCCUGGUAACAGCCCCCUCCCUUCCCUGCACCAAGAUGGCGGCAGGGGCGGCCUCAGGAGCGGCCCCGCGCAUGCGCUGGCCCCGCCCGGGCGGACUGGACGUGACCCCUGUGUCAAGCGCUUCCGGUUCCGGGGUAGCGGCGGCGGCCGAGAGGGUUCGGGCAGCUGUUUGUAAACUUGUCUCCCGGGGGAGAGCAGGGAGGCAACGGCGGAGCCUGGAGCCCGCAGCGGCCGAGCCAGGCUCAGACUAAACCAGAGAAGUGUCUGCAGCAAUAUCGAGGCACGGCGAUCAACCCCCUUUAUCCAGAAGCAGGGCUAGGGUUGGGAUGACUCAUCUGUAAAAGCGGUGCAGUCAGUUACCUUCCCGUCUGGCUUCUCCAGCUCCCGGCAGUGCUGGGAGACGACUCCCUUAGAACGCCACACACGAUUCCAGGCUCUCAGAAUCCAGAAAGAUGUCGGCAAAGUGGAGGGUACUGGACAAGACCAGCAAAAAAUGAUUAACUGAAAAAAAAAAAAAUCUUUCUAAUCGUAAAAUUCUUUCCUGGGAGAGAAUUAAGGCUAAAGAAUUGUUACAAUCCGUUUGUUGAGGACAGACAGACAAGAUGGCUCAGGCGAGCCUCCUGGCCUGUGAGGGCCUCUCUGGGGUGUGCCUCGUGCCAACUGUUGCCAGCAAGAAGAUGAUGCCAAAACAGAGCUCCAAGCAGACAGAGAAUGGAGAGAGAGGGAACAGCCCGAACAUGCUGGGUCUCCGCCAGGAGAGUGAGAAAUCUCGCAGCCGUAAAGAGGCAGAGCCAGCAGAAGCAUCGCAGCCAAAAAAGACCAUUAAAAAGGUGAUGGUGAUUGAGCAGAACGGCUCCUUCCAGCUGAGAAUCCCCAAGAACUUUAUUUGUGAGCACUGCUACGGAGCCUUUCGGAGCAGCUACCAUCUCAAGAGACACAUCCUCAUCCAUACUGCCCCUUCUGCUCUUCCCCAGGGGAGAAGCCGUUCGAGUGCGAUCUGUGUGACAUGCGCUUCAUCCAGAAGUACCACCUGGAGCGCCACAAACGCGUGCACAGCGGCGAAAAGCCCUACCAGUGCGAGCGCUGCAUGCAGAGCUUCUCCAGGACAGAUCGGCUGCUUAGACACAAACGAAUGUGCCAGGGCUGCCAGACCAAAACCCCUGACUCGCAGCUGCUGCUUUAGGAGCCAGGGUGAUGCGUCGGAGAAGCUAGGAGGUGGACAGGAUUUUCAGUUUUCUGUGUCUGGUUUUGCCUGCUCCUGCUCCCCUGGCCAAGGUGGGGCAGAGCUGAGGACUCUCCUAGACUCUCAGAUGGGGUCCGGACACUGUAAAUAAGAUGAGGAUGAUCUGGAAUCUACCCAACCAGCAGAAGCCACAGGCAGCUGUGUAUAAACCUUCUUUUCCAUUGGUUUGUUUUUGAAGUAUCGCCAUUUGCCUCUCAGGAAAGGCUUCGGGGGACAACAGGGCAAAGCUAGCUACACUUGCCUCAAACUCUUAACACUUGCCAUCACCUGAUCAACCAGCUCACGCCCAGGCAGAGCUCACAGGUAUGAAAUAUAGCAGGGUGGAAAUCAACUGUGGUGUUCUUCUGACUCUUUUUUUAUAACCAGUCUCACCGGAAGAGGCCAACAAAGCAAUGGAUUAUAAGAAGCAGCUGUGGAGGAUUUUGGUUCAGGUGUGAAAUGCAGAAACUCAUCUCAGCCGAGAGCUUGGUUCUGAGGUCUGCGGAGCUUUUAUUUCUAGGGUGUCUGAUUUUGUAACCGAGUUUCCUCCUGCUCUUUCCACCUUCAAGAAACGAGCGGGGACAUUGGAGGGGGAGGGAGGAGAGCGCACCGUUGCGGGGGAGGGUGGCGGUUGCGGGGGCUCAGUUUAAACUCUUGUGACACCCAGCAACUCCUGCGAUCAGUGUCUUGUGAAAUGGUGUUGCGUGAGCAGCUGCUGCACAUGUGUCGGGGUUGAACCCGCAUGGAAUCUGAAUAUGUCUCUUAGCAACUCCCAAACCCCUGAUGACAGGCAGUGAUUCGGGGUAUACAGCCCAUGGCUGGGGGGGAACGGCUUCUGCAAGAGGCUGUCCUCCUUCCUUGGCCCCAGUGUGUGUGUAUGAGGGUGCUUGGGGUGAUCACAUUACCACAUGUUCCUGUGCCCCCUUGAAUUCAGAUCCUAGCCUGGUUCAAGGCAGCAACCCAUAAUCUGGCUUUCUCAGAAAUGUUCUUGCCUCAAACGCUGCCAGGAUUGGCUCAUGUUCAGGAAGGCUUUCAGUUGCUUUGUAGUUUGGGAUAAGAUCUACCCCUUUGUGUUUGACCCCGAGGGCUAGCCAGCAAUGGAUCUUUGCAGUGUCUGUUGUGGAUUUGGGGGGGGAAAUGUAACCCACUCUCAGAUUUCACUUCCAGUACAUUAGUGCCCUGCCCACCUGGUGGUUGGACACCACUUAAAUAAACUGUGAUCUCUCUGGCAACUCUCCAGUGGCCCAGGAGCAACUGCACAGUUCAGAGAGAGCUAGAAACAGCUAAAGAGACCUGCAGGGAAAGGCAGUUAAACUUCCUCUUCUGAAAGAAACAGAAACUAUGAGCAUGAGGGAGGGGGCCAGGCUCCCCAGCCACGCUCAAGAGCCCUGAGUGUCGCAAGCCAGAAAAAGCCUGUUACCAAAGUGACGACUCUGCCUCCCCAAAUCCCCCUCUUGGCUCCCAACGCACGUUCAUACCCUGCAUCUGAAAACUCAGGCCCAGCGAGUGUCCGCUAAAGAUCAGACCUUUCCCGGCUGGUAACAAACGUGUGGGGAAGGAAGAUGUUGUUCCCGUCUGCGCCUUGUCUUCCACUCCCCCUGCAGUGACGACGGUAUAUUGGAUACUUCCUGCUCGGUGCUCUGCUGGGAGCCCCACCCAGAUGUCCCUGUCUAGGAUGACCCACCCAGAUGACCCAUAGCCUAGGUCGAGCUAAGCUUGGUCUCUGUCCACAGCAGCUGGCAUCGCUGCAGCUCAGAUCUCCUGUUUCUGCCCCAAGAUGUCAUUUGGUGCCCUGGUAAUUCUUCUGGGGCAAGGGAGAGCAGAGCAUAGGGGAAGGUUACUCAGGGCAGUGAGAAUCUGGACUCGGCUUUCUGAGCAUCAGUGGCACUGCAGCAAAGUGCCCUUGGGAAAUGACCAAAAUGCUCUUUAAAAUGUCAGUGGCUCUGUCCCUUCUUAAUUCAAAUCAUGCAGCCCCCCCACCAUUGCCCUCAUGUAGCUAGCUACAUACCGAAAUAAAAUCCUUUCUGUAGCAGCUUUUCCCAGCAGCAGAGUGCGCUCUGCACUGGUGCAGCUUGGCUUUGUCCGGCGAAGGUAGAUACUUCCUACGUUUAUCUUAGGCCAGCGGGGGCUCUGCUAAUGUUAGCAAGUUGACCUUCUGUCUCCAUCUCGCUGCUAUGUUCCCUUGGGUCUCUAGGUCCUUUCAGCCUCCCUUGCCCCACAGCUGCUCCUCCUUCUCUCUUAUCUUCCCCCACCCCCCCCCCCCACCCCAAUCCCAUACACACGCGCACUAAGGAAAUAGGAAUGGGUUUCUAUCUUGGAUGUUUUUGUUUUUCCCCUUUACCCAAAUAUCUCAGUGAGACACUCUGUCGGGGGAGACUUGCAAUGCUCCUUGCUGCCAGAUUCUGCUCUGCCUUCCCCGGUCCCUCAAAGAUGGGACUGAAAGCCAAUUUCCAAAGAGAACAGAGUUCUGUGUCUUUCCCUGCGCAGGACAGGGCACCCUGGCUUGGCCUGACGCAUCCUUGGUUGGUUCUGUAGAAUCUCGACAGCCAUGUGCUCUCCACACCUGCAUGCUGGAUACACCAGUAUGAAUGCUUUACUCGAGCAGUGCCCUUCUUCCAAAUCUCUCCCCAGUGGAGUACAGCGUCUGCAUAUGCACUGUGGUCUCCUUUGGGGAACGGCUAGAGUAGAACCUUGUAGCCUGGGUUGUCUUUCCCAGGUGUCAAACACUACCUUUCCCCUGAGUCCAUCUGGAGCUGUGAGUUCAGGGCACUUGAGCUCCUUAGAUCCUGAAAUCACAAUGGUCCAAUUUCCUGCUUGUAUCUAACAUACUUUGUUGUUGGGAGAGGUUAAAUGGGCAUCCUCUGCCUCUUGGCCAGACAAACGCAGGCUCUGCUUGUAACCGCACAGAAUGGAAGAGGGGAGUGUUAAUUACAACGCUCCGUGAUCUGCUCCUGCUGCUUGUUAAAGGCAGGCGGCCUCUUGGAGACCGUUUCAGAAUGGUUCAUUUUUGGUGCCAUUUGCAUGAUUCUCGGUCAGGCCCCUGCAACCUUGACUUGGAAUCGUUCCUUUUCAGUCUCCCUGCCCGAGAAAAUCACACCCUGUUGUAUGUCUGGAGCUUCUGGGUGUUGGCUGGAAUCAAAGCAUAGGCUGCUGGCGCCCAUGGGGUCGGUUAGACUGAGGCAUAGUCUUCCCCAAGGAAGCGCUGGAAGCCCCGUUGAUUCCGUCACUCGGAAUCACACUAGGCAGAAUGCCUGUGGCUCCGUUGUGGGGAGCAAUGGGAUGGGUGACUGGCUAGCUUCUCAGCUGGGAGUUCCAUGUUGGCAGCACCUGGGUUGGCACAGCAGGGAAGGAAGUUCAGGACACUUUCACCACAGGCUCGUGGGCCAAGCUGUCCUGGACAGAAGAGGUGGCGGCUGUUUGAACAGUGUUGGGCCUUGCAACCUGGCUGUGGGGCAUAAGGUUGCAGGAGUGUUGUAUGGAAGCAGCUUCCAGGCCAACCACUGGUGAUUACCAUUCUAGCUGGUCCAGUCAGGUCAAAGCCGCUGGAGAAGGAGACAAGUCACUUUUGCGCGAGUCUUUCCCUGCUCUCUCUUUCACCGAUGAUGGAAUUUAAAGGAACUCUCAACGUUUCCUGCCCCUCAGAGAAGCUGAUAAGACUCUUUUUACCCUCUUUAUUUGGUAAAAGGAGAUUCCCUGCCUUCCAUGCCCCCGUGUUGUGGUGAAGGGAGCUGAAAUCAGCUUUACCUAGCCCCUUAUCGCAUCAAAACAUCAGCAUCGCUGAGGGACUAGUAUCUGGCUCCUACAGAGAGUUGGCCUAUCAUUCUUUUGGGCCCCCAGAAAUCCUGACCCCUUUCAAGGAUACCUCGUUGACAGUGUCUCACAUCUGUAGAACGGGUUUUCAUGGGUGGGGUCAACACUGAAAGCCUAGAGGCGUUAACGUGAAGUAUCUUGGCCUGGAGAACGCCACCAGAAAAGCCUUUAAUCCUAGACUUAAGAUUCUCUUCCAAACAGGCGUGAUUGUCUGUCUGUUCAGCCCUGGCUCCUUUGCCCCUUGGCAAUAGUGGCUGAAAUGGGAUGUCCCGUUGUGUGUUUGCUGUUGCUAUUUAUUCUCCUGACCCCACCCAAUGAGUAAGGCAAUCGACUGGAAGUCAGAAGGUCUUGGGUUCUAGGCCCAGCUCUGACACCGACCCUGGGCAGAGUACUGCUCCGUCUCUGUGUUCUCCCUGCACUAAUUAUACUGACUCACUUUUGCAGAAAGAAGUAUGAAGUUUUACUAUUGGAACACGAAUCUUCUAUGUAGAACUGCUGACGGUGGAUCUUGGGGCGUUGGCUGUGACGUGAGAUUGGUUGGCCGCCUGUUCCAAUCGGGCUGUACUUCUGCCCAGCACCAGGGGGCAGUACAAGCUAUCCUGUAGUACUACUGGCAAAAGGGUGUCGGCAAACGGUUAGUUCGGUUAAACCAGAUGCUGGUUUAGAAGACAAACUCACUCUUGGUUUUGAACUUUCAUAGCGGAUGGAACACCUGUGGUCUGGGGCAGAGACCCCUAAAUUAUGGGAAACUGUUGGGUGGGAGCCUCGCUGCUCAGAUCCUCUGAGGGCCUGAAGCUGCCUGCGUUCAGUGCUGCAGAGUUCGAUGCGUGUGUGGUCUGUGUGGCUGGGGUUUUUCUCAAAACCUGUUUUUUGACCUGGUGGUGAGGAGCUACUGCAGAGCUACUGGUGUCACUGCUGCUAUAGACCGUCCUUUUCCCUGAGUAGCUGAUGCAUGCACACAGUGUGCUAGAGAAAGGGUUCGUCCAUCUAGCUGACGCUGCAGGUUGCCAGUGCAGUAUAGAAGCUGCAGCUGUUUUGAAGGCUGACGGUCAAAUUGUUUGCAGCUGGGGCUUCCUUUUUCUAAACCAUCUCUGCAGAGGUAUUUCCAUUCCCAGUAAAAAAAAAAAAAAUAUGGGUCUGGGGCUAAGAGGCUCAUUGGAUUCACCUACGGCUCAUGCUCUGCAAACCCCCUCAGCUGAUACAUGGAAAAAGUGUUCAGUUUUAUAUCUAUAAAUUAGUGACUUAUGGUGAUUUGAACAUUUGUUUUUUUAUUUUUAAAUGCUCUUAAAAGUAACCUGUCAUGACAUUCCAGAGUGAAUUAAGAUCAAUUGAAUGAAGACCACUUUAAUUCUGAAUAAGAGCAUUCACCCAGGGAUUUAAUGCAGUUUAACUAAUUCACUAUAAAUUCACACCUUUAAUUAGGAUUAAUUUUCCUUAGUUUCCCCUUAUACACAAGCCCUUAACAAGCUGUGCCCUGGGAUAAAGAGUAAUAUUGACAGAUGUUUCGUGACUAUGAGUUUAUUCUUCCUAGCUGGUUUACAGCGAAUUAGCAUGAGAAAGGUGGGGGCAGUGAAACUGACAAGGAACACAACUGAAACUGACGAGAAACAAAAGUUUCCCUGUCUGAGCUGGGUGCAAAAGGGCAAUCUGGCUAGCACCGGCACUCUAAAAUAAAUCUACUGAAAAAUUGUCAGUUCUAGUAACACACACAAGACGAUGUUUAAAAUUGGCUUCUAACUUGACUGUAGCAAAGAGGCGUGUCAACACCUCAUCUGUGCUGGGGAGUAUAGUUAAAACAAUACAACCCUCCACUGUAAACAUAUUUUUCUGGUGCAAUUCGGGGCUUCCCCUGCUUUCAAGCUAUGGUAAACCGUGCUCUUGCAAGCCCCUUACUGUCACAGCAUGGUGUAUUCGCACUGGUGCAGCCACAGUAAUGCAACUACCCCCAGCCCCUCUGUGGCUGAAAAGCAUGUGAGUUGCGGAGUCAUAGGCGUCAGGUUGGCUGGUUCUCUGGAGUGGGGUGUAAAUGGGCACUUCAUCUCCUUGUGCACCCAUGUAAAACUCAUUUUUCCUGUAGCAUCUAUAUCCACAUGAGCCCACGUCUGGUGGCAGGUUGGGGGUAGGGGGGAAGGAGACUGUGUGUCUGAGUGUGUAUUUCGGAGAUGGGACCCUGCUCUCUAGUGUGCGUGCAUGACAAGCUCACCAGACUCUGGUCUGAUUUGUGUUCAGAUGUCUUCUCAGGUGAGGCCCAUAUUUGGAACGGCCCAGGGAAGAGGUUAGCUGUAGAGCAGUGUUCAUGUGCAUUAGACCUUGAUCAUGCCAUUUCCCAGCUCCAGCCAGGAUAAUUUCCUCCCCACUUCGUGAGCAUUUAAAAAUCACCCAGACAGAAAACCACACGCCUGGCUGCAGUGAGGGGUGUUUUCUGGCAUGAGCCCCCAAAGGGCAGGGAUUGGAAACCAUGCCACCAGCUAAGCGUGAGAGAGAUUCCACACACACACGCACACCCUGGCCUGCCCUUGAAUCAAGGAGUGUGUGACCAAGAAAGGCAUGGCUGCCCAGGUGUUCUUCACGAGCAGAAUGAACACAGUCACACUAGCCACACUGUGGCGUGACUGAUCCCUGAAGGCAGGCGCAAAGUGGCCCCUGAGUUGUCCCAGAACUACUGUUUUGACAGAUGGACCAAGAACUCUCCUGUUAGUGAAUCCGAGCUGAGUGAUAUCUGGAAAGUCCCAUGGCUUACUUAUUUGUCUUUUUUUUUUUUUUUUAAUUAAAUAUACUUAUUUUGCGAUGGGGGGGAGCGUGUGUUACUGAUGAGAUAAAUGAGAAUCCCUUUUAAACUGUAGUUUUUAUAAGAUGUUAUAAACUUGUAUCUUUUUACCAUUAGUGUGGUGUCUGUUCCUUUGUGACCUAUUUAGAGUAUUUAAAUAAAAACUUGUUUUUUCUUUUCUAAA
Messenger RNA from Chelonia mydas (Green sea turtle), 8008 nucleotides. RefSeq names its product zinc finger protein 740 (gene ZNF740). Gene Ontology annotation, cellular component: nucleus. Gene Ontology annotation, biological process: regulation of transcription by RNA polymerase II. The record is from RefSeq and is a predicted model, not a curated record. The coding region runs from base 628 to 1359 and encodes 243 amino acids. Lineage: Eukaryota; Metazoa; Chordata; Testudines; Cheloniidae. The transcript has 7 exons. Gene Ontology annotation, molecular function: DNA-binding transcription factor activity, RNA polymerase II-specific; RNA polymerase II cis-regulatory region sequence-specific DNA binding.